Molecule: messenger RNA, 1924 nt
Organism: Medioppia subpectinata
Lineage: Eukaryota; Metazoa; Arthropoda; Arachnida; Sarcoptiformes; Oppiidae
Source: the annotation of a GenBank genome assembly
ACAAAUGUCAACAAAAAUCUGUUUCGUUUGAAACAAACAUUUCUGUGAAAAAAAUUAGAUUCAGUUUUAAAUACAAUUGAUUUGAAUGUUUGACUGAAAGCGGAGACCCAUUGAAGACCUUAUCAUUUGAUUAGCUGUGGAUUGUGUGGACACAAGAAGAAUAUAUUCAAUGCCAUUAACGCCACAAUUAAAUGACUAUCUUUUGUGUCACAUUUGUUUCAAUCAGUUCUCAAACCAAAGAAAGCCCUUCACUCUCGUCUGUUCCCACACCUGCUGUUCAAACUGUCUUCAGUCAGUCCAAAGCUGUCCUUUCGAUUCGACGCCCAUUGAGACCAAACUGCCCGAAAAUGAGGCGAUUCUGGGAUUAAUUCAGACCAAUGGCUGUCCUCCUAAUGGUUCCCAGUCUUCACAACCAAACUCCAGACCUAAUGACAGAAUCGGUGUCCAGAGCUAUGAAUGUGUUGAAGUCAAAGACAUUCCCUAUUAUCGCAAAUGCAUUGAUUGUAUUAAACAAAUGGCACUUCUCUUACGACCUCAACAACAAAACCAAUCGUUGUCGCGUCCGAUGCAAAGAAAAUUGAUAACUCUAUUGCACUGUCAGAUCAUUGAGGGCGAGGGCCGCACCCGUGCCCUCAGGAACGUCCGCUCAAUCGGCGAACGAGCGUUGGCUGAGCUGCUCGUCAAACAUCAGGACUCACAUCAAUUGAGUUCCAAUUUAUGGGCAGCUGUGAGGGCCCGGGGCUGUCAGUUCUUGGGACCAGCCAUGCAGGAGGAGGUGUUAAGAUUAGUGUUAUUGGCUUUGGAGGACGGAAGCGCUCUUUCGCGCAAAGUAUUGGUUAUGUUUGUAGUGCAACGACUGUCGCCUCACUUUCCACAUCAGGCCAGCAAAACAGCGAUCGGACACGUUAUACAACUCCUAUACCGCGCCUCUUGUUUUAAAUUAACUAAAAGAGACGGCGACUCGAGUUUAAUGCAACUCAAAGAGGAGUACUGUUCGUAUGAAGCUUUACGACGAGAACACGACACGCAGAUUGUGUCCAUUGCUCUGGAGGCCGGUCUCAGGAUAUCUCCGGAUCAGUGGUCAUCGCUCUUAUAUGGCGAUAGUCUUCAUAAGUCACACAUGCAGUCCAUUAUAGAUAAACUCCAAUCUCCGGCUUCUUUCGCACAAUCCAUUCAAGAGUUUGUCAUUGCAUUGCAAAGGACUGGUGAUCCGUCGGGUUUGGCCGCUAUUAAACAACCUUUGGAGAGACUGGCGCUCAUUGAUCCGAGUUCUACACACGUGGUGAAUCAUCCGACGCUCGAAGAGUUGUCUGAAUCGCUUGAAUGCGCCAAAAGUAUAACAUUUGAAUUGAUUGAGUUCUUGCAACGAUUCACGCCUUCAUAUAAUAAUUCAACCAAUAAUAACAUUAAUAGUCGGAAUAAAAUGGCCACAAAUAUGUGCCCAAAUGGUAAUCAGAGGCCGAGAGUUAGUCGUGUGCGGCCUUUAAUGGAUGAGCACUCGAUUUCGCCUCAUUUUAAUGGCGAGACGUUGUCAACGAUAUCAGUGAGACAUCCAUCGCUGCAACAAGUGGUCCGGCCGUGCGCUUCUGUGCCGCCCUCCAGAAUCAUUAGGGCUACAAAUCUAGCCGUUUCACCGCCUAUGGGCCCAAUGGCUAUGAGUGCGCACUCAUUGCUCACUUCCACACCACCCGAAUUGAUGAGCAAUGAGUCGCCGCCAACCCAUUUGAGUGCAAUGCAAGCAAUUCCAGUGUUGGUCACAUCGGAGGCAUCGCAUGCAUUGAUCCAAAACGCAGGGCCAAUGGGUGGGUCUCUACUGACGUGCGGAAUGAGUUCUAACCUCCCUUCGGAAGACGACCAAAUCAUACCCUUCUCUGACCGGCCUUUUGUCUCAAAGUACGGUCCCGUGAGGUCUAAGUAUACGUAA